Molecule: messenger RNA, 2427 nt
Organism: Toxotes jaculatrix (banded archerfish)
Lineage: Eukaryota; Metazoa; Chordata; Actinopteri; Toxotidae
Product: protein kinase C-binding protein NELL1-like
Exons: 20
Coding region: 1-2427 (808 amino acids)
Molecular function (GO): protein binding; calcium ion binding
Source: RefSeq, a predicted model, not a curated record
AUGGAUAUUUACGUGGCUUUGUUAUCCCUUUUCUUUUUUACCAAACCAGCUUCGGCUUUCGGAUCAGAUCAAGACUACCAGAUUGAUAUCAUCAAUGAACUUGACCUGGCAAAUGCCACCUAUGGAAUUACCCAAGUGGCGGGGCUUCACAACAGCAGCAAAGCCUUCCUUUUCCGAGAUGUUGGGAGAGCCGUUCACGCCCCGGCACACAUCACAGAGAAAGUGGUGCAGCUGUUCAGGAGUAAAAGCGAGUUUACCUUCUUGGCCUCCAUCCAGCAGAAGUCCUCCACGUCAGGAGUCAUAUUCUCCAUCCACGAGUCAGAACACAGUUACUUCGAGCUGGAGAGCAGCGGGGUGAGAGAGGAGAUCCGCUACCAUUACCGCUUCAAAGGCAAGCCGCGCUCCGAGUCCUUCCCCUACCGCCUCGCCGAUGGACAGUGGCACAAGAUCGCCCUCACCAUCAGCGCCUCCCACCUACUUCUUCACGUUGACUGUAACAGGAUUUAUGAGCGGGUGAUAGACCCUCCUCAGAUGGAGCUCACCCCAGGGAGUGGAGUGUGGCUGGGCCAGCACAGCCACAAGCAUGGACUGUUCAAGGGCAUUAUCCAGGAUGUGAAGCUGAUUUUUGCUCCCAAUGGCUACAUCACACAGUGUCCUAACCUUAACCGCACUUGUCCGACCUGCAGCGAUUUCCUGAGCCUGGUGCAAGGCAUCAUGGACCUUCAGGAGCUCCUGGCCAAGAUGACCCUGAAGUUGAACUACGCUGAGUCCAGGCUGACCCAGCUGGAGGGCUGUCACUGUGAGAGGACCUGCAGUGCCAACGGCCUGGUGUACCGGGAUAAGGAGCUGUGGGUGGAGCCCGAGAACUGCAGGAACUGUGCAUGUAAGAAUGGUGUGGUGGAAUGUCGCAGGAUUUUCUGUCCUCCGGCAAACUGCUCAGAGGACUCGCUGCCUGUGCAUGUUGAUGGGACUUGCUGCAAGAAAUGCAGACCAAAAUGUACCUACAUGGGCCAGACCUUUUAUGAAGGCCAGCGCUUUUUAUCCAGGAGCUGCAGGGAAUGCAAGAACGGCCUGAUGGUGAAAGUCACAGAAACCUGUCCAGAGAUCAACUGCACCAUCAGUGAACAGAUCCUACCAGAUGGUCGAUGCUGCAAUGUUUGCAGAGGUUAUGACUUCUGCGCAGAGGGACUCGUUUGUGGAGAAAACUCUGAGUGUAAAAACCGGAAUACUAAAGCAGAGUGUGAAUGCAAGAGCGGCUAUGCCUCCAUCCACGGGGAUUCCACUUACUGUGAAGAUAUUGAUGAGUGUGCGACCCAGAUGCACUACUGCCAGUCCAACACGGUGUGUGUCAACCUGCCCGGCAGCCAUCGCUGUGACUGUCUGCCAGGCUUCAUCAGGGUGGAUGAAUACUCCUGCACUGAGCAUGACGAGUGCGCCAGCGGCCAAAAUUUGUGUGAUGAGAACGCCAUCUGCACCAACACCAUCAGAGGACACCUGUGUACCUGCAAGCCGGGCUACGUGGGCAACGGCACCAUCUGCAGAGCCUUCUGUGAAGAGGGAUGUAGGAGUGGAGGUACCUGCGUGUCUCCCAACACGUGUGUCUGUCCCUCAGGAUUUACAGGACGCCGCUGUGAGACAGAUAUCGAUGAGUGCGCAGAGGGCCUGAUUGAGUGCCACAACCACUCCCGCUGUGUCAACCUGCCCGGCUGGUACCACUGUGAAUGCAGAAGUGGUUUCCAUGACAAUGGCUCCUACCUGCUCGAUGGGAGCUCCUGCAUUGACAUCGAUGAGUGCAGUUUGCAGACACACACCUGCUGGAAUGACAGUGUGUGUGUGAACCUCCCGGGAGGCUACGACUGUGUGUGUACAUCUGGUCCGGGUUGCAGCGGCGACUGCCCACAGGAAGAAGGAAUCAGACGUAAUGGAGAAGACUGGAAACCCAGCUUUGACCGCUGCGCUAUAUGCUCCUGCAAGGACGGGCAGACGUACUGCAGGAGGAGACCCUGUGAUUGCGGAGACCCAGACGAGGAUCUGUUCUGCUGUCCUGGUUGUGACAACAGGCCCAGCAGCCAGUGUCUGGACCAGAGUGGGCGCACACUCUACCGCAGCGGAGCAUCCUGGCUGUACGGCUGCCAGCAGUGCCGCUGCAUGGAGGGGGAGGUUGACUGCUGGCCUCUGGUUUGCCCCGUGUUGAUGUGCGAGUACACAGCGGUGGCGGAGGGUGAGUGUUGCCCGCGCUGCGUCACAGACCCCUGCUUGGCCGACAACCUGUCGUAUGACAUCCGGCAGACGUGCCAGGACCCUGCAGGCGUCACCCGCCUCAGUGGCGACACAUGGCAUAUGCCCAACUCGCCCUGCACCACCUGCAAGUGUAAGAACGGGAGCGUUUGCUGCUCAGUGGAUCUCGACUGCCUUCAGAACAACUAA